AUGGCUCAAACUUCCGGCCUAGACAAUCCGGCAUACAAUAAAUCACAGUCCGAUUUGCCUGCAACGCAAGAUGAUUUUUGGCAAAAUGAAAAUGCUACAAAUGUUGAUGUCGAAGAUCCAAAUUCACCAAAGCGUGAUAAUUGGGGUAAUGACCUGGAGUUUUUAAUGUCCUGCAUUGCCCUCUCCGUUGGCUUGGGAAAUGUGUGGCGAUUUCCAUUCAUUGCUCUACAAAAUGGUGGUGGAGCCUUUUUAAUACCCUAUCUGAUAACACUUGUGUUGGUGGGCAAACCAGUCUAUUAUUUGGAAAUGAUUCUGGGUCAAUUUUCCAGUCGAGGAAGUCUCAAGGUAUAUGAUUAUGCGCCCAUUAUGAGAGGAGUUGGUUUUGGCCAAUACAUUGCCAUAUUUUUCGUAGCCGGUUAUUAUUCCUCAUUAAUGGCUCUAACAUUACGUUAUCUGAUUGAUUCAUUCUAUUCCACACUGCCUUGGAGUUAUUGCCGCGAGGAAUGGGGUGACAUGUGCAUCGAUUCCAAAUACAAGGAUGAAACGCCACCCACAGGUGGUGAAGUGAGGAAAACCUCAGCCGAGUUUUAUUUUGUCAAUAUAAUUCUGCGGGAGAAAGAUAACAUUGAUGAUGGCAUUGGAGUUCCCAACUGGACGCUGGCACUUACACUUGCCUUUGCAUGGAUUUGUAUUUCAGGGGUUGUCUUUAAGGGUAUCAAAAGUUCAGGCAAAGCCUCCUACUUUUUGGCCAUAUUCCCCUAUGUGGUAAUGUUGAUUCUUCUGAUACGCGCUCUAACAUUACCAGGCGCCUUUGACGGAGUGUUGUUUUUCUUAACGCCACAAUGGGACAUGGUACUCGAUGCCAGAGUAUGGUAUGCUGCUGUCACUCAGGUUUUCUUUUCACUCUCCAUUUGUUAUGGUUGCAUCAUCAUGUAUGCUUCGUUCAACCGUUUUCGUCACAAUAUCAGGAGGGAUUGCAACAUUGUAACAACAUUGGACACAUGUACCUCUAUGCUCUCGGGCAUUAUUAUAUUUGGCAUUUUGGGCAAUUUAGCCCAUGAGUCAAAUACCUCCGAUAUACAGAGUGUAGUAAAGGAGGGUCCAGGUUUAGCCUUUAUUUCAUACCCCGAUGCCAUCUCAAAAUUUCAAGCUGUACCACAAGUAUUCUCAGUCUUGUUUUUCCUGAUGUUAUUCAUAUUGGGUGUUGGCACCAAUGCCGGUGUCUUUUCGACAGUCAUCACUGUGAUAUGUGAUCGCUUUACAACGGUCAAACGUUGGAUUAUCCUUGUAGUUACAGCCUCGGUUUGUUACGGUUUUGGAUUGAUGUAUGUAACACCUGGAGGUCAGUUCAUGUUGAGCUAUAUUGACUUUUAUGGUGUAACUUUCGUUGCCAUUGUUUUGGCAAUAUUCGAGCUGAUAUCCGUGGCGUGGGUUUAUGGUGUUAAAAACAUAUGUCGCGACAUAAAAUUCAUGCUGGAUGUCAAUACCUCGAUUUACUACCGUAUCUGUUGGUCCAUCAUUACACCACUUUUUAUUACGGCGGUAUUAAUUUACAUGUUGGUCGACUAUGAACCGAUACAGUACAAUGGUGUACGAUAUCCUGAGGGUUUUUAUGCUCUUGGCUGGUGUAUCUCCGCUGUGGGUAUUAGUCAACUUUUAAUAUGGGGCUUCUAUGCCACACACAGUGCAGGUCCAGAUCUAAGCUUUGGUGAGCGUUUUAAGAAAGCUUUUAAGCCUCUUCCUGAUUGGGGUCCACUUGAUCCAAAACAUCUGAAGGAGUAUAAAAAAUUUGUCUCAGAUCAAGAAAUUCUAGCAGUGCGAAGAAAUGGAUUUUGGGGAAAGGUUUAUGAUAAUAUUUUUGGAUAGUAUAAUUGCAAUA
Messenger RNA from Stomoxys calcitrans (stable fly), 1879 nucleotides. Its product is annotated as sodium-dependent nutrient amino acid transporter 1. The record is from RefSeq and is a predicted model, not a curated record. The transcript has 8 exons. The coding region runs from base 1 to 1866 and encodes 621 amino acids. Gene Ontology annotation, molecular function: L-amino acid transmembrane transporter activity. Gene Ontology annotation, cellular component: membrane. NCBI's taxonomy places the organism in Eukaryota, Metazoa, Arthropoda, Insecta, Diptera, Muscidae. Gene Ontology annotation, biological process: sodium ion transmembrane transport.